GGGGCCUGAACGCCGACUGAGCCAGCGCUUCAUCCACCUAACCGGAGACUAGGAGCUCUUUUUUCAGCACCUUAAUUUUCGAUAUGCCUCCAAAGAAACCAGCGCAACCAGCGGCUAAUAAGAAAACCGACCAAAAGAAGAAGGAGAAAAUUAUCGAGGACAAGACUUUUGGAUUGAAGAAUAAGAAGGGAGCCAAACAGCAAAAAUUCAUCAAGGCUGUCACGCAACAAGUGAAGUAUGGCCAGCAGAACGCGCGACAGGUGGCUGCAGCUGAAGGAGAGAAGAACAAGAAGGCAGAUAAGAAGAAGGAACUUUCUGAAUUAAAUGAGCUCUUCAAGCCAGUAGUGGCAGCUCAGAAAAUCAGUAAAGGUAAGUUAUGUAUUGUUGUUUUGUUUUAUAUAUGUGAAAAAUGCCUGCAGGUGUGCAAAUACUUUCUUGAUGCUAUUGAGAGCAAUAAAUACGGCUGGUUUUGGGUUUGUCCUGGAGGAGGUGACGGCUGUAUGUACCGCCACGCUCUCCCACCUGGCUUUGUGCUCAAGAAAGACAAAAAGAAGGAAGAAAAGGAGGAGGAGAUUUCAUUAGAAGAGCUGAUCGAAAAUGAGCGAUCUGCCCUGGGACCAAAUGUUACGCGUAUCACUCUUGAAACAUUUUUGGCUUGGAAGAAAAGGAAAAGGCAAGAAAAGGUGGAUAAGGCAGAGAUGGAGAUGGAGAAAAGAAGAGCCGACUUCAAAGCUGGAAAAUCACUUGGGGUCAGUGGUCGUGAAGUGUUUGAAUUCCGACCUGAGCUGGUAGAUGAUGAUGAUGAAGAAGCUGAUGAUACUAAAUAUUCAAAGGCUGAUGGUGAUGAUCAAGAGGCUGAAGACACCCAGGAAGUGAAUGACAUUGACCUGACCAGGUUUAUUCCAAAAGAAGUAGAUAACACUGGAAUCACCGUGGCCUCCACAGACAGAUUUACAGCACUCUCUAAGCCAUUAAAGGAAACAGAUGACAAUAAGUUAAGCGAGGCUUCAGGCGGUGGUGAAGAAAAUGGGGAACACUCCCUUUCUGAAGGAGAGAGCCAGGAAGAGGAGGAAACGGAAGCAGUGCCUGUAGAUGAAAAUCUUUUCACAGGAGAGGACUUAGAUGAACUUGAAGAAGAGUUGAACACACUGGAUCUGGAAGAAUAAGAAUAGGACUUCUGGCUGCAUUUCAUGGACAACCUAUUGCUUGGAAUGUCAGUGUUUCACAACAAACAUCUUCAUGUUGGAAUUCUGCAGUCAUUUUCCCUACAAUCUGGAAGUUUUGGAAUUAAAGAGGAGUAGAUAAUGAGAACUUUUGCAAUUUCUAGUCUUUUUUUUCCCCCCUUUAGCUUAUUCAUAUUAAUAAUUUUACACAUGAGCAAUUCCUUAUUUUAAAAGCAGUCUAAGAUUAUGGUUUCUAAGGCACUGUUAGAGUUUGAUCAAUUGGUAUAUAUAUCAUUUCUUAUUAAUGACGAUUCUGAUCCAAGAUCUUAAAAUAUAUAAUUAUCUUAAAAUGCGAAUGGUUUUGUAUUGAAGCUAGAGCAAUUCUACCUAAAGUGUAGAAGUUUUUAUUUCUUGAACGGGGAAGUUUGAAAGUGUUGUGCCUUAGUUAUGUUAGCAAAAUUGAUUAAACUAUGUUUGAAAGAUCUUUGAUAAAAGCCUAAAACAAGUUAUUGUAAGGGGAAUGUUUACAGUAAUACAGCUGAAUAGUAAUUCUUAUUUUUGCUGACAUAAAAUUGAAGUUUGAUUGUUCAUUCUGGAGGCCAAAGGACUGUUUCAGCGGUACAACUGCAUACGUGUUUUUUGAAUCACAGAAGUACAUACCUCUAUCAUGAUGAUUACAUGUAGGUAUUUCUGUAAUUGUACAUUAAACGGGUCCUAAAAAUUAUAAACUAAAGCAUGUACACAGCAACAUUUUGUUGGCUUGUUGAAUUACCCAAAUGCUGUAGAAAUCUAUUUUUCUUUUGGAUUAAUUAAGAAAUUGUGAUGGACCGUAUCAGUAUACAAAAAUGUGUAGGUAAUAAAGGGAAAAUAAAGACCAUUGUUGCUUAGUUUCAGCCUGACUAUUCUUCCACUGCAAGCAGAACAUUUUAAAAAUGUGAAAUAAGCAGAUAAUUGAAAUGUGUAAUACAUUUGUCUCCUCUUGUAUUAAAUUGUUUUAAACUUCCCUUUCAUCAUUAUGCCAAGAAAAAUUGUAAAUAAAGGUUACCAGGUUUAAA
This is a messenger RNA of Lepisosteus oculatus (spotted gar), 2218 nucleotides long. NCBI's taxonomy places the organism in Eukaryota, Metazoa, Chordata, Actinopteri, Semionotiformes, Lepisosteidae. The record is from RefSeq and is a predicted model, not a curated record.